This is a messenger RNA of Neospora caninum, 1029 nucleotides long. RefSeq lists its product as hypothetical. NCBI's taxonomy places the organism in Eukaryota, Apicomplexa, Conoidasida, Eucoccidiorida, Sarcocystidae. The transcript is spliced from 8 exons. The coding region runs from base 1 to 1029 and encodes 342 amino acids. The record is from RefSeq and is a predicted model, not a curated record.
AUGCACACAGACCGGACGGUCGACUUCCCGGAAGAGGCGCGGAGGACGAACGCUGCGGCGCUGUCUGAGCUGAACGCGUACAUCGAUCGCCUGGAACACUUGCUCACGUCUCUGCCUCUCUCGUCCUCGCCGCUUCCUUCCUCUCCCCUCGACAACCCGUUUCUCGCGAAGAAACUGACGUUUUUCGUUCCAUACAAGACGGUGACUGGUCGCGUCCUCGACGGUCGCGUUCGUCCGGUGUACAUACACCUCCACUCGAUUGGUCUCCACCCAUCUCGAAGCGAAAUCGAAAACCUUACGGAGAACUUGUGCUGCUCUCUGGUCGAGGCUGUGGAGGCUCCAGGCGGCAAAUUCGGCAGCUUCCAGAGCAAUCCGUUCUUCGCCAGCGCAGGACCGAACGCCGAGAAGCCCGAGGAAGCGACGCCGGAGCGCCUGCUCACGUCGAAGCACGCCAGCCGAGAUCGCCUGCAAGCUCUGUGGGACGCACAGACCGAGGAGGUGAUGUUCAAGGCUGCCCUCUACCAACCAGACGAAAAACUCACGCGGCGCAUGCAUUUGAUGAAUAGAGAGUUCCGUCGCCAAGAGUCUGCUCUUACUCGGCGCGCUCUGCGCAUCAAGGUCCGCGAUAAAUUUGGUCCCGAUCCGCCAGAGCCUCCUCCGGAGCUCGCAGAACACCUCCGGCGCGUGGCCGUGGCUGAGGCGGGCAGCCAUCCUGACUUUGUGUUUUUUGUCCCUUCUCUCUCUUCAGCACAAAAAGAGGAAGCAAUUCGGCGUUUAUGUGGACGCCACCUGGAGAAGGAAUCCCACAGCUGGCUGCUUCACAAUCUGCUGAAGGAGCUUCGACAACCCCCCACUCCGAUUCCGCUCAUUAUCGGGAUGGAGUUCAACGCUUGUGCCGAGCGAGGAUUGUUUGUGAUCCCUUUCGACUUCGACGUAUGGCAGCUCGCCGACUUCCUCGAAGAAAACCUCGACUCUGUCCGUGAGGGAAGACGAAAGUUGCUCGAGGAGCUAAAGGACGUAUACAGAUGA